GUUUUAUUUUCUGAAGUGGAACGUUCAGUAAAGUCAGCAACAUUUCAAAAGUUUCCCAAACCGAUUCUCUCUUCAGUUCAAAGUCGUCUUUUUUUGAUCACAUUUGUAUUUUUGGUUUUAUAUCCUGAGCCAUUUUAACAAUAAACGCAGGGGAAAUGACUGCGUCCACUUCAGAUGGACAGGACUUUAUUUUGAAGACCUCCUCCAGUAACUUCCGGCGAUAGUUACGGAUGUGUAAACGUUAACCACGAAGAAGCCGAACCCUCCGUGAACAGCCUCCGAUGCCGGUGUGUCCUUUGAGUUUUGCUUCGUUGUCUGUUUGUCACCCACACAACGAAGAACUGGUUUAAAGUGGUUUAUUUUUAGCCACAUUUACCGACCGGAAGAACCGCAGCAGCUCCGUCUCCCAGCAGAUUUAGGAGCUUUGAGAGUUUCCCACGUAACUGUAGGUAGAUGACGUCAGAAGAUGAAAAGCUCGUACGGGCGGAGCACUUGGAGCGUCAAGCGGUUCGUAUCCCACCGCUGCUGUCAUCCGAACUGAACCAGGAUCAUGGAAUAAACAUGGCUAACAACAGAAGCCUGUUCUUCGAAGCCCUAAACAGAUCAGAGAGCAGGAGAGAUGGAGGCUACAAAAACAGCUGGAGCUUUUCUCUGUCCACUGAUAGUGAGGAGCAGAGGAGACACGAUGGGAGUGUGGUGAACAUGGAGGAGAUGGACAGACCACAGGUGGCCUCAGCAGAGGAGAAGAAGUCUCCUGCUCUCAGACAUUUAUCCUCCUCUGACCCACUGAGAACCUAUGGAAACAGGUCAAAUAUUCCCAUGAGGCCACAGAACAGAGUGGGAACAAAAAAGAGCAGUGACUUCUCUCUCACCAGAGCGACCUCGUCUCCGCCGCCGAGCAGAACAAACUAUUUGAUCCUGAACCCGGCACCGUCCCAGGGUGUAGUUUUACAGGGCCGUCACUUCCAGCAUGCACAGCUGCCUUCUGUCCAGGGGAAACCAGUGCAAAGCACAGAGCAGCCUGAGGAGGUGGACAGGAUCGCCCUCACCUGUCCAGAGAGUCCAGAGGACGGAUCUCUGAGUAUCCGACGUCGUGUUCAGCAGAAGAAGAGACCUGUGGGCGACUGCUGCCCCCUGGCUUCACAGCUCAGAGCUGCUGAGCCCCCUGGUUCCACAAACUUCUCCGCUGUGUGUCUGAAGUGCAACAGGUCGAGUGGCGACAGAGGCGAGUGUCAGAUCUGUGGGCCCAGUGCGUCAGCUGUAGCCGCAGUGCUGCCUCCCUGCCAGCAGGCUACACUGUCGUCCCCGACCCCCCGACCUCCAAUCAGGUCUCAGACGUCGAUGACUCCGAACAACCUGCUGCAGCAGAACUUCUACGCCCCGGCCGCCACCGCGAAGGUGACCCGCAGCGAGGUGCUGCCUUUGCGCGUCUCCAACACCAGGGGGAGCGCGCUGCCUCUCAACAACAGUAGGACUCCUCUUUUAGCCGGAACGUCGGGCUGCUGCGGAGCCAGGAAGCCCACCAAUGGGAAGAGGACAACAUCCACCCAACAGCACGAGCUCAACGACCCCAUCGUCCUGUCCAGUGACGAGGAGGAGGAGGAGGCAGACAACGCCAGCACAGGAAGUGUCAACAGAUUGGACAGUGUCUCCCCUCGACCGGCCGACUCAGCCCACUCCUCGCCAGCGCCCUCUGGAGGCAGGGUGGAGGCAGCAGUGAAGAGCGUGGGCGAGCAGGAGGAGGUCAACAUGGAGUUCUUUGAAGACGUGAACAUGAAGGUUAUGAUUCCACGUCGGGCUCGGAUGAAGGACCAGUUUGGAAAUCAACCGGCCGAGCAGUUUCCUCCCAGAGCCAAGAAGUCCAAAUGUACGUCGGAAAAGUGCGACAGCAUCAUACUGGAAUGUCGGAGUGUCCGUGUGGGGACGCUGCGCAGGAUGGUGACCAAGCCUGUGGUGUUUUCCAUCAAGCAGAUCCAGCUGGAGACUGAAGUGCCUGGACCUCAGCCCAGCACCAUGGAGGUUUGUCUGUGGGCGUCGGAGCUGACCAGCUGUGAGUGGUGCAGCGUGAGGAAACUUCCGGUCCUCUUCUUCCAGACCACUCCCCUGGAGUGUGUACGUCUGCGCACGCAGCUGAGCAUGAGCCCAGAGCAGGAAGGUCACUGGUACGACUGCAGCGGAGGACAGUCGGACGAGAAGUACAUCGUGUUGAUCUUUGAGAACGGCCUGACGCUGAAGGAACACAUGAUCCUGGAGGAGAUCCUGGCUGAGAUCGGCCGGACCAACCGCCUGGAAAACUUUCCCACCAAGUUGACGUUCGACGAGGCUAACGCCCGUCUGGUCAACUACAACAAGGCCAGCAGGCAGAAGGAGGACAAGGUGAUGACCUCACUGAUGACCUCGCCGAUGACCUCGGCUUCUCCUCACACUAACUGUAUCUGUCGCCCUCUGCAGGCCAAACCAGGACAAACAUCCUCCAAAGUCAUCCCAGCCUGUAAGGUGACCCUGAUGUCCAACAGCGUCCCAGGACGAACACGGAUGUCCACCCGUCAACACACCAGCACCUUCUUCAGUGAUGAGGACGAGGACAUGACUGACCUGCAGCCCACCUUCUCUGGACCAAUCAUCAAGCUGAUGGUUUAUCCUCCCCCUCCCUCCAAAGGUGGGAUCUCGGUCACCAACGAAGACCUGCACUGCCUUAACGAGGGCGAGUUCCUCAACGACGUCAUCAUCGACUUUUAUUUAAAAUAUUUAGUCUUAGAAAAGUUGAAGAAGGAAGAAGCUCAGAGGAUUCACAUCUUCAGCUCCUUCUUCUACAAACGACUGAACCAGAGGGAGAGGAGGAACCUCCCAGACACCAGCAACCUGCCGAUCCAGAAACGGAAGCACAACAGGGUGAAGACGUGGACUCGACACGUGGAUCUGUUCCAGAAGGAUUUUAUUUUUGUUCCCAUCAAUGAGUCAGCUCACUGGUACCUGGCCGUCAUCUGUUUCCCGGGUCUGGAUGGUCCUGACCUCCCCUGUGACCCCCGCCUCCCCCCCGACCAUCCAACAGCAGACGAACACAUCCCUGAUCACUGUCGCCCCCUGUCGCCGGACAGAGACGGCCUGGACGGCGGCUCGGAGCAGGCGUCUCCGGGCGGCCCCGAGGCUCAGACGGAGGUCCAGUUUGGGAGCGUCCAAUCAGAGCUGGAGCAGCAGUUCAGCAGUGAGUGUCCACUGAUGAGGGUGGAGACAUGCCAGACUGAAGGGCCUCAAGGUCCUCAAGGUUCUCAAGGUGACUUCUACAGGAUCAGUGUCUGUUAUGGAGCCAGUAAAGAUGAGGAGGAAACCUUCACCUUCUCUGACCACAGCUCCUCUCAGGAUGAGCUCAGUGAGGAUGGGACUCUAACAGACGACCCUGUCACUGCCGGCAGCUCCACCUCAGCUGCUAAAGCCGCCAUCUGCAAACAACCUUGUAUCCUCAUCAUGGACUCACUGAGAGGCCCCGCCCGCUCCACUGUGGUCAAAACACUCAGAGAGUACCUGGAGGUGGAGUGGGCGGUGCGUAAAGGCACAGAGCGCUCCUUCGGGAAGGAGGUGAUGAAAGGUUCAAGUCCUCGUGUUCCUCAGCAGGACAACUUCAGCGACUGUGGAGUUUACGUCCUGCAGUACGUGGAGAGCUUCUUCCAGAACCCCAUCAGGAACUUCCAGCUGCCUCUGAACCUGGGCGACUGGUUUCCUCAGCAGAGAAUGAGGAGGAAGCGUGAGGAGAUCAGGGAGCUGAUCCUGGAGAUCCAGACUCAGCAGGAGCAGCAGCAGGAGCUCCAGGGAGAGGAGGGGCCCAGGGCGGGGCCUGUGCAGACCCCGCCCACAUUCCCACAGGAACCAGACCUUGAAGAAACACCUGACGUGACGACGAGUCAGACGCCUAGUUUAGCUGUUGGGCCCUGAGUUGGCCCCGCCCACAGACUCCGCCCACUGAGAGACUGAAUGAAAGAGGAAGUGGAAAGUGUAGUGAGACCUGGACCAACUGUUAACUUAUCUCUGUCCUCCUGUCCUUGUCUCACCUCCUCCUCCUCCUCCUCAGAAGAAGAAGAAGAAGAAGAAGAAACAGUAAACACACCUUUUUUUGUUUUUUUUGUUUUUUUUUUAUUCACCAAACAGGUGAAAUGCGCCACCUCCUGGUCAGUCCUUCAGGUUCUCCUCUGUGUUGACCUUUGGUUUCUCAUCUUGGUGUGUGUUUUAUUUAUGAAUAAAGGCACAGUUCAGUUUUUCUAAAGUCUGUUUCUGUCGCCUUUAAUCACCAGACAACAGAACCAACAGAACCAACAGAACCUUCUGGAGAAGCUCACACAAAAUACUUGGUUAAAUUAAGGUUCAAAUCAAGUUGAUAUUACCAACAACACAGUUAGCACUGUAGCUAACAGUUAGCACUGUAGCUGAUGAACUUGUUUUAUUUAUUGUGUUGUAUUUUUUUCACACCGUGAUACUGUGGAUGGUGCUCUUGCCUAACAGAAAGGUCAAUGGUUCGAUCCCCAGCUCCGUUCUCGUUUCUUUGUUAUUGUUUGUCUUCUUUUCUUCAAUGAUUUAUUGUUAUUUUUACUGUUAAUAAAUUUUAAAUUCUGUUUCA
Messenger RNA from Cynoglossus semilaevis (tongue sole), 4609 nucleotides. It is a transcript of the gene senp6a, whose product is annotated as SUMO specific peptidase 6a. Gene Ontology annotation, cellular component: cytoplasm; nucleus. The transcript is spliced from 23 exons. Gene Ontology annotation, molecular function: SUMO-specific endopeptidase activity. Lineage: Eukaryota; Metazoa; Chordata; Actinopteri; Pleuronectiformes; Cynoglossidae. The record is from RefSeq and is a predicted model, not a curated record. Gene Ontology annotation, biological process: proteolysis; protein desumoylation; regulation of spindle assembly. The coding region runs from base 454 to 3930 and encodes 1158 amino acids.